AUGAGUACUGAUCCAAAAUUUGCACCAGACAGCUCAGACCCACCUCUGCUAGAUCAGUACACAGCAUUGUUACACCGCUCAGCUGGACAAGUUUACACAACUCGGGGCGACGGUAGGCAGCAUGGAGUGGUGGAGGAAUGUGGACUACUCCCGGUAAUAGAUCUUGGUGGUCUGUGGAGCAACGACGGAGGGAAGCGGCAGGCUUGUGCAGCGGAUAUCGUGAGGGCGUCGUCGGAGUGGGGCUUCUUCCAGGUGGUGAACCAUAACAUAAGUCCCCAGCUUCUGGGUGAGAUGAGGAGAGAGCAAGUCAAGGUGUUUGAGACACCUUUCCAGAGAAAAGCUAGUGGUCAUGGUGGAUUUCUCAACGAUUCAUACAGGUGGGGAAAUUCUACUGCGACUUGUCCCAACCAAUUAUCUUGGUCUGAGGCUUUCCAUAUUCCUCUCACCAAGAUAUCAGAUGAGGCUUUUUAUCAAGACCUUACCUAUCUAUCUCUAAGGGAAGUGAUGAGGAAAUUGGCUACAGCCAUGUCGGAAGUUGCCCGGUUGCUGGCAAGUGUUUUAGCAGAGAAUCUGGGUCAUCCAAGAGCUCUUUUCGACGAAUAUUGCAACGAGAACACAUGUUUUCUUCGAUUGAAUCACUACCCACGAUGCCCAAUCUCAUCAUCAGAUAUCCAUGGCUUAGUACCUCAUACAGACAGCGACUUUCUAACAAUACUUUAUCAAGAUCAAAUUGGUGGAUUACAACUAAUGAAGGAUUCCAGAUGGGUCUCUGUACAACCCAAUCAAGAUGCACUGGUCGUCAAUAUAGGUGAUCUUUUUCAGGCUUGGAGCAACAACAUAUACAAGAGCGUAGAGCACAAGGUUAUGAGUAAUAAAAAGGUGGAUAGGUACUCAAUAGCCUACUUUCUGUGCCCAUCCUAUGACUCUCUGAUUGGAAGUUUCAAGGAGCCCUCCGUUUACAGGAAAUUCACAUUUGAUGAAUACAGGAGACAAGUUCAGGAAGAUGUGAAGAAGACUGGCCACAAAGUUGGCCUUCCAAGAUUUCUCCUUUAG
Molecule: messenger RNA, 1053 nt
Organism: Nelumbo nucifera (sacred lotus)
Lineage: Eukaryota; Viridiplantae; Streptophyta; Magnoliopsida; Proteales; Nelumbonaceae
Product: gibberellin 2-beta-dioxygenase 6-like
Source: RefSeq, a predicted model, not a curated record